AUGGCCUACUACAGCCCUAUCGUCCCUACGCCAUUUGACCUCAUGACCUACGCACUCAAUCGUAUCGCCCACAGCCACAAAGUCAGAGAACAAAAGGAACAAGCGGAGAAACAAGCGGAGAACUCGUGCCAAGCACCUCCCACCAAGCCGUCAACACACCAAGUCGACUGCUAUAGCUCCAAUCGUCCCCAAACUCUCUCAAAACAGCAACAGAACACUGCGGAGAACAUUACGGAGACAGUCAUCAGCAGCAGUGACACAACAGGCCUACUCUCCACGAUCUCACACCAAUCCACUCAGCCAGUGCAAGAGAAGUCACUACAGCAGGCAAAAGCGGAGAACACUGCGGAGAAACCAAGCGACAACAAGGCCACCGUCAUCAAGAACACGGCUCAGCUCUCCACGAUCCCACGUCAGAUCGCCACUCAGCAAGCGGAGAACGACAGUACAAUUUGGCCUGCUAUCUCUGCAUGCCUAGGCAAUAUCACAUUAGUGUGGCAUAUCACUGCAAUGAGCAAACAAGAGAAGGAUCUACUGCGACGAUCACAGCCAAAUUACUAUGAUACAUUGGACCUCUGCAAGCAAAGGCCACGCAUAUCUCGCUGA
Molecule: messenger RNA, 606 nt
Organism: Letharia columbiana
Lineage: Eukaryota; Fungi; Ascomycota; Lecanoromycetes; Lecanorales; Parmeliaceae
Exons: 1
Coding region: 1-606 (201 amino acids)
Source: RefSeq, a predicted model, not a curated record